Messenger RNA from Cyclopterus lumpus (lumpfish), 1855 nucleotides. It is a transcript of the gene bpifcl, whose product is annotated as BPI fold containing family C, like. Gene Ontology annotation, molecular function: lipid binding. NCBI's taxonomy places the organism in Eukaryota, Metazoa, Chordata, Actinopteri, Perciformes, Cyclopteridae. The record is from RefSeq and is a predicted model, not a curated record. The coding region runs from base 157 to 1578 and encodes 473 amino acids. The transcript is spliced from 16 exons.
AUAUUUUCAGAUGUCAGUAGGUUUCACUUCUCACUAACACAGGAAGCCAAAGCUGCUGAUGAAUCAAAGGCAGAGAAGCAGCUUAUUCAGGAGCUGACUUUCAACUUGACAAAAAUACUGCAGCAAUUAAGUAUUUGGUACUUGGGACCCAGGAAAAUGCUCCCACCGGUGAUAGUGGUGCUCAUGCUCAUCUCCUUCACCUGUGGAGAAAAUCCUGCAGUACAAGUCAUCUUGACUAAUAAAGGACUUCAGUACGCAAAGCAUGUAGGUGCCGGAUGGAUUCAGGAGAGGUUGGAUCGUGUCACCCUCCCUGACAUUAGUGGUAAAAUCUUGGGCAGCAUAUACUACACAUUCUCCGGAGUGACCAUUACAAGGUGUGACUUUCCAGAGCCGUCGGUUGAGUUCUAUCAGAACGUCACAGGGUUCAAGUCCUCCAUCUCAGGCCUCAGUGUUGCAGUAAGCGGCAGGUGGAUGACACACUUUGGCCUAAUACAUGACGGGGGAUCAUUCGACAUGGCUAUAUUUAAUAUGGAUGUGAGCUCUGUGGUGGAGCUGGGGAAAGAUGCUGACGGGCAUCUGUCUGUCGCCAGUGUCCACUGUGAAGCUCAGGUUGGAAACGUGGACAUGCAAUUUCGCGGUGGAGCAAGUUGGAUCUUCCAGCCUUUUGUGGAGCAUUUCAAGGGCCGUAUCAAGGGUGAAAUAGAGGCCAGAGUUUGCCCUUAUGUGGAGGAGUCCAUUGUGAACUUGGAGUACCACCUACAGGCCAUGAAAGUUUCUCUGAAUGUGGAUGAAAACUUUACUUUUGACCUCCCUCUCACCGGCAUACCCCUCAUCAAUGCUUCAAGUAUGAAUCUAGGUCUUAAGGGAGAGUUCUACGAUAUCCAAACCCAUACAGAACCUCCCUUUGAGGCGCAGCCUUUCAGCGUACCCGAGCAGCCGGGCUACAUGCUGUCAGUGGGCCUGUCUGAGUUCACUCUGAACUCUGCCUCGUAUGUUUUCUACUCAGCUGGCCUGCUUCAGGUCCUCAUCACCGACAGCAUGAUACCUCCAUACUUCCAUGUGCACCUGAACACCAGCUGGAUGGGGCCUUACAUUCCUCAGCUUCCCAAGAUGUUUCCCGGACUUCUGAUGACUCUGCAGAUUUAUGCCAGAGAAGUGCCAAUGUUUUCCUUCCAGCCGGGUGUUGUUCAAAUGGGUUUUCAGGGCGCUGUUAAGGCCUUCGCCAUCCAACCAAAUGGUACCCAGACCCCGCUGUUCAAACUCAAUGUUGACUCCAAACUCAGCGGUAAAGUGUGGCUCGCUGGAGGCAGACUGAAGGGCUCCGUGACACUGGAGAACUUUACGGUGACGCUGGCGGCGAGUGAAGUGGGAACCUUUGAGACCGACGUAUUGGAACACUUAAUGAAGGCAGGAAUGAUGUUAGCUGUGGGAAAACUGAACGUGGAACUGGGCAAAGGUGUUGUUUUACCCAGAAUGAUGCACGCACAGCUGAUCAACACAGUCCUGGGGAUUGAAAAGGGAUUCAUAACCAUCUCUUCCGAUGCUCAGGUGGUGCUGACAGACAGAGGCUUCAACUGACAAACAAAGUGGUGUGUUUAACGCACAAAUCAGGGACGCUCUUCAUUCAAUUGAGUUCAAAUACUUCAAACUUUCAGCCAGUGAACAAACUGGAUGUGUCGAUAUCUGACACGUCACGAUAGAAGUGUGUUCUGGACUGUAAAUGAUUAACAAGCCUUGCUGCAGUACAUCAUCACAAUAUACACACCUACAGGAUUAAUGUCCAAUUAACAGUUGCAGUUCUUCUUUAUGAAUUAAGUUUGAAACAAUGUAUUAAAAUUAUAUUUUUGCAUUCUGA